This is a messenger RNA of Culicoides brevitarsis, 1382 nucleotides long. RefSeq lists its product as uncharacterized. The coding region runs from base 159 to 461 and encodes 100 amino acids. Lineage: Eukaryota; Metazoa; Arthropoda; Insecta; Diptera; Ceratopogonidae. The transcript is spliced from 3 exons. The record is from RefSeq and is a predicted model, not a curated record.
GUGUAAAAGAUAGUAAAUUAAAAAAAAAAUAAAUUAUAUUCCUUUGAAAAAAAGUUUAAAUUAUUAUUUUUUGAAAAUAAUAAGUUACACCAAAAAAAUAAAAUUAAAAUAAAAAAUUAUUUUACAUCCAAAGAAGAAGUAAAGAAAAAAAAAUCAUCAUGAAUACAAAAACAAUAUUAAUGUGUGCAUUAUUUGCCGUUUUUAUGGCAUUUAUUGUUGCAUCCGUUGAUGCAUCUCCUCCCGCCAAUUUAAAAUUCCAACAAUUGUUGAGAAAAGCGAGAGACAUUAAACCAUUACGCGAAUGCAAGGCAGAUGAACAAUGCAAAUGGGAAGUCUACAAUUCCGAAACUCGUUUACACGAAUAUGACCUCCAUAAUGAUUGCAAAUGCGACAAAUGCGUAAAACGGUCCGAUGAUGUUUCGAUAAAUGCCUAUGUCUAUAGAUGUCAACCUGGUAGUUAGUUAUGAACUGUCUGAAAUGCGAAACAUACUACUUUAAAACUACUACUUUAAGUUAAUAUUACUGAAAUUAGAGCCAAUAUGGAGAUAAACAUUGCAUCAAAGAUAACAAAAAAAUCUUGAAAAGACAAUUUCUUCAGUUCUUCGCCGAUUCUUUAACACAAAAAUGGUACUUAUCAACUACAUCUCUCUUUCUAUCCAUCUAUUUUUUGUGUUUUUUCAUUGAAUCAAUCAAAUAGAGUGCAAUUCUUACACACUUUUAAUUGUGGCGCACUGUAAAUUAUUGUCAAAAUUUUAAUUUUAAGCUGUUACUUUUUAGUUCUUAGUUUGUAGUAAGGUUAUGAAGCUUUAGUUAAAUUAUUUAUAAACAAAAAAAAAAUCGUGCGAUCUGACAAGAUGAAAAAUGAAACAUAGCAAGGUUCCUUCUUAAUGUAUUGUUCAUUAUUUUUAAAAAAUAAUUUUAGAAAAUAAAAUAAUACAUAUUAAGGAAUUCAUCAAAAAAAGAUAAGAAAAAAACGCACAAUAGACCAUAAUAAUUUCAACCAGUAUUUAUUACAUAAAAAAGAUUAUUUUGAUCAAACUCUGUAUAAAAAAAUUUGCUCAUUUAUCACCAAACAAAUAUUUACAGUCAGUAUUUUUUUUUAAAUAGAAGUUCAGAAAUUUUUGGAACAGAAAAUAAAUAAAUAAAAAUUCAAAUAAAUACAACUUUUAAUAAACCGUUUCCUAUUGACUUUAAGUUCAUAUAAGAAAGUUUUUUUAACAAUAAUAAUUUUUAUCCAAUAAUAUUGUGUAGCGAGUCUAUGAAUAAAUAAAUGAAAUAAUAAAGAAGACAGUUUUGAUAACAAAUAAAUUUUGAAGUGUUUUAAUAUGGAGGCGACUGGUAAUUAAUUUUCUGUUAAAAGUUCAAAAAUAAAUUUCUAAGGG